This is a messenger RNA of Komagataella phaffii GS115, 1683 nucleotides long. RefSeq names its product tRNA(Ser) Um(44) 2'-O-methyltransferase. Gene Ontology annotation, biological process: tRNA methylation. NCBI's taxonomy places the organism in Eukaryota, Fungi, Ascomycota, Pichiomycetes, Pichiales, Pichiaceae. Gene Ontology annotation, molecular function: tRNA (uridine) methyltransferase activity. The record is from RefSeq and is a predicted model, not a curated record. The coding region runs from base 1 to 1683 and encodes 560 amino acids. The transcript has a single exon.
AUGGAGAACCUGAAACCAGACGAACUACCUAACAUUUUGCCCGGACAAUCUCUUCUGGGGAAGGAAUGGCAUGGCUUAUUUGAAACCAAGGUUGAUUUUUCCUCUAAACAUUUCAAAAAGGCGAUGUUGAACCUUAUUAGAGAACCCAAUAUAAACUCAACUGUCAUCUUACGAGCUGAUAUUUUGAUAGAAAACGACUACAUUGACAAAUCGUUUGUGGACAAGGCAAGUGAUCAUAUAGAUUUGCCAAACAUGGAGAACAAAGAGAAUUCGGUUCUAACCAAAAACAUUGAUGAUACUACAGUUAGAACGAUACCACUCAGCUCAAAUCUAAAGUUGGUACCAGCUUUGGAAAUUGUUCGUCGCAUAAUUCCUAGGAAUCCCUUCAAAGAUUGCAUAAUUAACCAAACCUGCUUGUUGUUACAGGACUCUCUUAAUGACGAUGCUGAAGUUACACAAUCUCUUAUUGUAUACGUGGCCCACUUAGAUGACCCGGAGGAUAUUCCGUUCUAUCUGCCAUGUGUUAAAGCCGUUGCAUUGUUUUUUGAUAAAGGAUCUCUCUCUGUUCACUACCUUCCAUUUGAUAUCGAAGAGGUCCAAAAAUGGAAACCAACAGACCGCCCAGUCAGAACUGCUUACCGUCUGUUAAAAACAUGUAAGAAACAUUCUGAAGGUGUGAUGUCUGGUUAUGAAAAACGGGUCAACCAUGACUUAAUUGUGCCUAAAGAAGAUUUUCAAAAUCGAUAUAUUUCUUUGAAAAGAAAAUAUUCAAAGAACCUUGUGGAUAAUUGGAAAGAAUCAACAGAUCCAAGAAAACAUGUCUUUGAAGACUUAGCUAUAGCAGCAUUCUUAAUUGAACUUUGGAGUCAAAAAUACCCUUCUAAGGAUUCCUUCCAAUUUAGAGAUCUAGGCUGUGGCAAUGGGUUGCUGGUAUACAUCCUUAUCAUGGAGGGCUAUCAUGGAAUGGGAAUUGAUGCACGUCGUAGAAAAUCAUGGGAUUCCUAUCCAGAAUCUAUUCAAGAAAAUCUUCUAGAACAAGUCAUCAUUCCUAGUGUCUUACUUCGUCCACAUCCAGCAAUGAUUGCUGUUAACCCAUAUCUCACCGACAAUGGGUGCAUUUUCCAGGUCCCCGUGCCGUUAAAACACAUUCACGAUACUACUAGCAGAUCUCUGAUUGAUUCUAAUGUCCCCAUAAUGGCAUACUACUCAAGCGCCACGUUAUUGGAAUCACCUCAUGUGAAUACUGCCGAAUUUCCCCCAAACACUUUUUUGAUUGGUAAUCAUUCUGACGAGCUUACUUGCUGGAUGCCUUUAUUGAGGUUUCCCUUCUUGGUUAUCCCUUGCUGCUCACAUGCAUUAGAUGGCUCUAAAGCCAGAUUUCCUCCUCGUAAGGUUAAACGCAACGAUAAAGUUCAGCCUACUUCAUUCCAAUCAGCUUCUUCAUACGCAGGAUUAGUAGACCACGUAGAGGAUCUUGCAACUCAAGUCGGCUGGAAAGUGGAGAAGGAGAUGCUCCGUAUCCCUAGCACUAGAAAUGCUGCUCUGAUUGGAUUCGAUUGUUUAAACCCAGAAACCGAUGGGCCUUUUAAGUCAAUCUAUGAGAUACUUGCUAUGGAGGGAGGGGCAGAGGGUUGGGUUGAGAACGCCAUGGCAUUAUCCAGUAGAAGCCCUAGAGGGCACUAA